Rhineura floridana is the source of this 1631-nucleotide messenger RNA. RefSeq names its product Fas ligand (gene FASLG). The record is from RefSeq and is a predicted model, not a curated record. Gene Ontology annotation, biological process: extrinsic apoptotic signaling pathway via death domain receptors; apoptotic process; positive regulation of canonical NF-kappaB signal transduction. The transcript has 4 exons. Gene Ontology annotation, cellular component: membrane. Gene Ontology annotation, molecular function: tumor necrosis factor receptor binding. Bases 1 to 816 code for a protein of 271 amino acids. NCBI's taxonomy places the organism in Eukaryota, Metazoa, Chordata, Lepidosauria, Squamata, Rhineuridae.
AUGUCUCUCCCUGCCAGGCAACAGAACCAACAUUGUAUUUAUCCUCAAGUCUUCUGGACAAACAGCAGUGCCAUUUCUAGCUCUGAGUAUGCCCCAUCAGGAUUGUGCCCCAUUGGGUUUGCACCCCAUCAGGAUAUUUGCCCCCCUUUGCCUGCGCCUGAGAGAAAAAGGAAAAGGCAGACCAAAAGAGAUGGCACAUGCAGCUGUUUCCUGGUGGUUUUUUCGCUGGCCCUUUUGGCCCUCGCUGGGGUUGGGUUGGCAAUGUUUCAGAUUUUCCACCUGCAAGAGGAAUUCCAUGCACUGAGAGAGGUUUCCUGCUCUGGACACGUGCCUCAAUCUCCUGAGAUGCUCAAAGGAUUCCUGAACAGAACAACAGAAAAUAAAGUCAAGAGGAGAGCACACUUAACAGGCAAAGCAAACCAGCGAUCCCUUCCACUGGAAUGGGAAAGUACCUACGGACAUGCGUUCAUCUCUGGCGUUCAGUAUGAAAACAGGGGUUUGGUGAUUGAUGAAGCUGGCCUCUACUUUGUGUACUCCAAAGUGUUCUUUCGGGGUGAGACCUGCACCACUCAGCCUAUUGACCAUGUGGUUUUCAAAAGAAACCCAGCUUAUCCUGAUACCCAGGUGCUGAUGGAGGACAGAAAAAUGAACUACUGCAUGGCAAUGGACAUGUGGGGCAGAAGUAGCUACCUGGGUGCUUUGUUCAACCUUUCCAGGCAGGACAGCCUGUAUGUGAGUGUCUCUGAAGUCACACUGGUGAAUCCUGAGGAGUCAAAAACCUUCUUUGGCUUAUAUAUGCUUGAAGAAACAAACUAGCAUUCAGCAUAUAGGCUAUGUGGGAACUCUGGACAAUAUGAGAAUUAUGUGAGACAGUUUGGAUUAUUAUGGAUUACAAAUAUUGCUUCUCUUGGAAGCCUAUCAGACUCCAUGACUUCACUUUUUACACUGAGAUUUUCAAAGCAGGCCUGAAAUGCAUCUCCACAGCUUUAAACUGAGUACUGACUUUUCCUGCUGGAUUCCUUCAGGGCCAAACAGCUGUGCACCGCACAUGAAUGGCUAUGCAGAAGGCUCCAGGAAAUCCCCUCUUCCAAGCAAAGCAGGGUAUUUGCAGCAUUACAAGCUGACCUUAUUUACCAAACAUGACAGCCAAAUUUGGACCCAUGCAGGAAGAGAUGUUCUUCAGUGGAGCGGCAACUAAGAUGUGAAGGGAGAGAAAAUGUUAUUGGUUGCUUCCUAGAGGGUGACAAUUCAAUCUGAUUUCAUCCUGCAUUUAUGCCUGAGGGCCUGUCCCUGCUGCUGCCGUCCCAUGCUUCAGUCUUGACAUGACGUGUCAGUCUCUACCUUAGGGAUGGAAAGUCCUCUCAAUUUUGGUUCUCUCCGUUUCUCAUUUUUCCAGCCUGAAAUUCAGUUCUCCUCAUUUCUGCAACAAUUUGCUCAUUUUUAAAAACCCUCGUGAAAAUUCUCCAGCAUUUUAGUGCAAAUUUCUCCUAAUAAACACAUUUUUGUAAGUGGUUUGACGAAUGUACACAUUUUUGCAAGCCAUUUCUUGUCAUAUAAGGCUCCUGCUGGGAGGAAGGGCAGGAUAUAAAUUAAAUAAAUAAAUAAAUAAAAUGCAUUUUUGUAUUUUAUGU